Molecule: messenger RNA, 1682 nt
Organism: Micromonas commoda
Lineage: Eukaryota; Viridiplantae; Chlorophyta; Mamiellophyceae; Mamiellales; Mamiellaceae
Product: ubiquinone/menaquinone biosynthesis methlytransferase
Exons: 1
Coding region: 1-1581 (526 amino acids)
Molecular function (GO): S-adenosylmethionine-dependent methyltransferase activity
Source: RefSeq, a predicted model, not a curated record
AUGUCCCUCGCGGCGUCCAUCGCCGCGCCCGCCGCGCUCGCAUCCCGCGCGUCCGCCUCCCGUCGCGGCCGCUCGCGCCUCGCGUCGCGCGGCGUCACCCGAACAAGCGUCGUCGGGGCCCACGGACGCAUCGACCGCGUCGCUCGCGCGGUCGCGUCGCCCAGCCUCCCGUCCGGCCCGCUCGAUGCCCUCCCGGUCCCGGAUUUCCUCCGCGGCCCCUUGGGCGACAUCGUGCGCAACGUCGAGACCGCGCUCCCCGACGACGCCAAGAAGGCGUUGCUCCGAACGCAGUACACCUCCGCGGUCGGCUUGAGGCUCGCAUUCUUCAUCACGCAAGGCGUGCUCUCCUCGCGCGUCUCCGGUCGGUCCAACAUCGACGUCGCCGCCGCGGCCGCCGCCAUCGCCAAGGCCGUCCUCGACCCGGCCCCGCGCGCUAAGAUCCCCGACGAGAAGAGCAACCUCGGCAACAUCGUCAGCAACGCCGCCGACGGCCGCGCGCUCACCGACGACGAAGCCGCGGAGGUGUCGCAGUUCCUGGAGCAGCAUCUGACGUGCAUCGUCAACCUCUUCCGCGCCGAGCUCGAGCACCUGGAGAACGGCACGUACAAGUUCCCGUACGACCUCAACCCCGCCACCGCCCCGACGGAGCAGUGGAACCCCGCGCAGGUGUUCGCCAUCGCCUCCGACACCCUCAGCGACCAGGCCAAGGUGGCGGACCGACGCAACGCCAAGCGGGGGCAGGAGCUGCUGGACACGUUCGGACCCGACCCUACUCGAUACCCCGCGUAUUACCUCCAGAACUUUCACUACCAGACGGACGGAUGGCUCAGCGCCGACAGCGCGCGGCUGUACGACUUCCAGGUGGAGACGCUGUUCCUGGGCAGCGCGGACACGAUGCGGAGGCAGGCGCUUCCCUUCAUCUCGAGGUGGAUGGAGGGACGCGACGCGGCGGCGACGAAGGUGCUGGACGUGGCGUCCGGCACGGGCCGUUUCCUCACGUUCGUGCGCGAUAACUGGCCCGAGCUGGACUGCACCGCCGUGGAGCUCUCCCCGCACUACCUCGACGCCGUGCGCAAGAGCAACGAGAGGUUCGAGGACGUCGCGGCGUACCCCCGAGCGGGUCCGCUGAAACUCGUGGAGGCCAACUGCGAGAAGAUGCCGUUCGAGGACGCUUCCUUCGACGCCGUCACCAACGUGUAUCUCUUCCACGAGAUGCCAAAAGAGGCGCGAAGGAACGCGGCGAGGGAGUUCGCGAGGGUGCUGAAGCCCGGGGGUAAGCUGUUCUUCGUCGAUUCCGCGCAGGUUGGCGACGGAAAGGCGCUCGGGAUGGAGAAGGCUUUCGACCAGGCGCUCGAGCGAUUUCCGCAGUUCAACCACGAGCCUUACUACCGCGAUUACUCCCUCACGAACCUCGAGGAGCUGUUCGGGGAGUUCGGGUUGGUGCUGGAGGAGUCCACGGUGGCGUGGGUGUCCAAGGCGUGGUGCUUCACGAAACGGGAGAAACCUUCGGAGGCUGUCGAGGAGGUGGAGCCGGUGGUCGUCGAGGCUCCCGACCUCUCGGGCGCGGGCGCCGCGAGGUGACCGGUCCCGUAGGUCCCGUCUCCCGUCUCUCAUUCUUUGUUCACAAGUACCCACCGUUAGCAAGCCCGCGAUUGUCUCUAUGAUGUUUCUAUUCGUUUCCA